AUGAAUGAGCGUUUUAGCACCAUAGAGAGCCAGAUGAAGAUGAUGAUGAGCCACCAAUCACAAUCUCAACCGAAUAAUGCAACUCAGCCUGAGGUUCAAUCUGGAAAUGGAGUUGAGGGUCAAUCUGGAAAUGGAGUUGAAGGUCAAUCUGGAAAUAGAGUUGAGGCUCAAUCAGGAAAUGGAGUUGAGGCUCAAUCUGGAACUAGAGUUGAGGCUCAACUUGGAAAUGGAGUUGAGGCUCAAUCUGGAACUAGAGUUGAGGCUCAACUUGGAAAUGGACUUGAGAUUCAUCAAUCUACUAAUUCAAAUGAUGAACCUUGUAGAUUGAUAAUAGAGUCGUCACUGGAAACAGUUGCAAAAGGUUAUAUAGUCCAUACUGGAGAUGAUAAAAUUCAUUGCGAUGACAUUAGGGAUAAUCUUCGAGUUCGCAUAACUGAAGUUAUUGUGGGAGAUGCAGAUUUACCAAAAGCGAUCUCAGAUGAGGUUGUAAAAGUAAAAGAUGCGAUUAAUACAUUUGUACCAUGGCCUUCACACUUAGUACUAAGAGGAUUUGAGGCCUUAAUAGAACCAAGACCAAAGAAGUUGAAAGUUACAAGAAAGAAUAAUCCAAGUCAACACAUACAACCUACAACUCAGCCACAACAAAAAGAGUCACGUCCAUUCUCAUCAUCUAGUGUCAAAACAUCAAGUUUGACAACGAAAAAAAGUACAAUUCCGGAUCACAUACCACCAAGUUUGGUUUUGUACACAAAAAACUUUUUGAAGAGUAAGGGAUCUUUUAUGUGCACGAUUACAGCUCCUCAAAAUAUAUUUGGAUCAAUUGAACAUAACAUAUAUAUUGACAAGGAUGAUGUUUCACAAGUUUUACAUCUUGAAGAAAUCAGUGCAGCUGUCAUCUCAUUGUAUAUGAGAGGUCUAUAUGAAACUCUUUUAAAAAUGAGAAUUGCUCAAUAUGUAUCAUUUAUGGAGGCUUCUCAAUUUGCACCGAGCAUUGGUAAAACAAACAAUAUUGUUGAACGAGCAAGAUUACUUGCGGAACUCUUAAAUUCAGUAGAAAAGGGGAUGUUUCUAUUGACACCUUAUAACUUGGGACGACAUUGGAUGGUGAUAAUCAUAUAUGCUCAUAGCCAAGAUGCAUAUUUUUUCGAUCCAGUUGGUAAUCAUCCAAAAGAAGAUGCCGUGAGUGUAGUCAAAAGUGCAUUUGACUUAUAUAAUACCCGAAAUAAUAAUUUAAGAAGAAAAGUCCAAGGAGUAACUUGGUAUACAGUUCAGGUAUGAGUACUUAAAUUGAAUUUUAAAACUUUUUAUAUUUGAAUUAUUUUUCUAUUCAAGAAUUAUGACAUAUAUAUAUAUAAAUAUUUUCAGGGUCCUAAACAACCUGACGAUAAAGUCUGUGGUUUUUACAUCAUGCGACUAAUGAGAGACUUAACUAUGUCGAACGAUCCAAGAGAUUAUCUAGAGAAGCAUGUAAGUGUUUGAG
Molecule: messenger RNA, 1480 nt
Organism: Cannabis sativa
Lineage: Eukaryota; Viridiplantae; Streptophyta; Magnoliopsida; Rosales; Cannabaceae
Exons: 6
Coding region: 1-1278 (425 amino acids)
Source: RefSeq, a predicted model, not a curated record